Messenger RNA from Eutrema salsugineum, 1163 nucleotides. Its product is annotated as gamma carbonic anhydrase 3, mitochondrial. The record is from RefSeq and is a predicted model, not a curated record. The coding region runs from base 116 to 892 and encodes 258 amino acids. NCBI's taxonomy places the organism in Eukaryota, Viridiplantae, Streptophyta, Magnoliopsida, Brassicales, Brassicaceae. The transcript has 5 exons.
CAGUCGUUUUCUCUUCUUCCUCUAGUUCCGGCGAGAAAAAACCCCUUUUCGGAUUUCAUUUCAUUGAUAAACGCAAAUCAUCAUCACUCUCGUGAGGAGGAAGAAGAAGAAGACGAUGGGAACUAUGGGGAGAGCACUCUACAGCGUAGGAUUCUGGAUCCGGGAAACCGGUCAAGCACUUGAUCGGCUCGGUUGUCGUCUCCAAGGGAAAAAUCACUUCCGAGAACAGCUAUCGAGGCACCGCACGCUGAUGAAUGUUUUUGACAAAGCCCCUAGUGUGGAUAAGCAGGCUUUCGUGGCUCCUAGCGCUUCUAUCACUGGUGAUGUCCAUGUGGGACGAGGUUCUUCCAUUUGGUAUGGAUGUGUCUUGAGAGGAGAUGCUAACAGCAUCACUGUCGGAGCUGGGACGAAUAUCCAGGAUAACUCUCUUGUCCACGUUGCUAAGUCCAACUUAAGCGGGAAGGUGUUACCUACUGUCAUUGGAGACAAUGUCACGAUUGGUCAUAGUGCUGUUUUACAUGGCUGCACUGUCGAGGACGAGGCCUAUAUUGGUACAAGUGCAACCGUGUUGGAUGGAGCUCAUGUUGAAAAGCAAGCCAUGGUUGCUUCAGGAGCUCUUGUCAGGCAAAACACUAGAAUUCCCUCCGGCGAGGUUUGGGGAGGGAAUCCAGCUAGAUUUCUGAGGAAGGUGACAGAAGAAGAAAGGGCCUUCUUCUCAAGUUCAGCUGUGGAUUACUCCAACUUAGCUCAAGUUCACGCCGCAGAAAACACAAAGAACUUGGACGAGACUGAUUUCAAGAAGCUUCUUCACAAGAAGAACUCUCGCGAUGCAGAAUAUGACUCACAACUCAAUGAUCUCGCUCUCUCUGAGAAUGUACCAAAAGCAGCGUGAGGCGCUUAACUUGUGCCGCCUUGAGAAUCUUUAUUUGUGUUCGAUUUGAAAGAAAAACAAAAACUUCAUUUCCUGCUUCCCCAAUAAAAUUUUCUUGAGCUAAGGUCCAGAGAUUGGCCAGCGCUUACUGGGAAAGUUUCCAGCUUUUAAGGCAUUCAUUUCUCUGUAAAAGAUUCUGAGGGGUUCUGUUCUCUUGUAACUUAAAAGAAAAAAGUUGUAACCUUUUCUUCUUAUUUCGUCUAAUAAAUUGUUGGAUCAGACAUCUCUCGUA